AUGUCCACCACCAAGCAAGAAUCCGAGCUGGCAGUCACGCCCACCCGUCCAUCAUCGGAGGACGAGAAGAUCAGCGACGAUGCGACACCCAUCGCGGACAUCGAACAACAGCCUCCCAUCGCACCCCCAAAAACCCACAAGCCUCAAACCCCAACGCUCGCCGGCUGGCGACGCAACCUCAUCCUCACCUCCCUCUUCCUCGGCCUCUUCCUCAGCUUCCUCGACACCACCAUCGUCGCCGUCGCCCUUCCAACCAUAGCCACGCAAUUCGACGACUUCGACUCCUCAACAUGGGUCCUCACCGCCUACCUCCUCACCUACAUGGCCUUCGCAAUCAUCAUAUCCCGCUUCAGCGACAUCUUUGGCAAAAAGACAGUGGAAGUCGCGUCCUUUUCGCUGUUUUUGGCGUUCUCGUUGGCGUGCGGGUUGAGCAAGAAUAUGACGCAAUUGAUCAUCUUUCGGGCGCUGCAAGGGAUCGGAGGAAGUGGGCUAUACUCCAUGACGAUGAUUAUUGCGUUGACAAUUGUCGAGCCGUCUAAGAUGGGGAUGAUAGGAGCGACGGUUGGGAUGGUGCUGGUGACGUCUGGUGUUCUGGGCCCGAUAUUGUCCGGCGCGAUUGCGAACGAUCCGACGAGCGAUACAUGGAGGUGGAUAUUCUAUCUCAACCUUCCGGUCGGUGGGCUGGCGUUGGUGGCGCUGUUGGUGGCAUGGCCGAGAGAGAAGACUGAGGCGUUCUCAAAGGCUUCCUUCAGAAGGAUCGAUGUGCUCGGCUGUAUGUUGCUGCUGGCCGCAUCGGUCCUGCUGAUAUUUGCACUGGAGGAAGGCGGCGCUUUCGUCUAUGCUUGGAGCAGCCCGACCAUAAUCACAUGCCUGGUGGUCUCGGGCCUAGGGUUCGUGGCCUUCUUCGCAUGGCAGCAGUGUCUCGCGGCACAUCCACAAUGGACCGUGCAGCUUGUCUUUCCCAUGAGCGUGCUCCGCCAACGAGUCGUGGGAGCCGCUAUACUCAUCACUGUCUUCGCAGGCUUCAACUACUACAUCGCCAUCGUCAACCUCCCGCAGCGCUUCCAAAUAGUUGACGCCAACAGCCCAGUCGUCGCCGGCGUCAAACUGCUGCCAAUGAUGGUCUCCUCCGCCGUCGGCUCCCUCGUCGGUGGGGGUGUCAACACACGUCACAACCGGACGUCGUACGUCUUGGUAGCUUCAUCAGCCUUUCAGCUCUUGGGCUACGGCCUCAUGACAACGCUUGGUGAUGCCAGUCCAACGCCACAGAAGCAUUUUGGCUUCCAAGUGUUCCUUGGUUUCGGGUUCGGUUUGGCAAUGCCGGCCGUGACCAUCAUCGCGCAGACUCAGGUUGCACCACAAUGGAUCGCCGUCACGCAAGGCGCCCUCACGCAGAUGCGCUCGCUCGGCGGCAGCAUCGGCCUGGCAACAGGCGUGAUCGUCUUCAACAGCGGGAUCAGACACUCAGACGCGCUGGCAAAUGCUCUCAGUCCAGCUGACAUGUCCGCAUUGCUCAAAUCGCCGCUGCACAUUGCCUCGUUCGCGCCCGAGCAGCAAAUGCUUGUUGCCAAGGUCUUUGGCCAGGCCUUCACCGGACAGAUGAGGAUCACAACGUAUAUUUCUGCUGCAAGCUUGCUAGUGAGCCUGUUGACGCUGGAAAGGUACCCGGCUCCUUUGCAAAGGCCUCCACCCGUGGAGAGCGCUGAAGCAGCAUCCAAGGGAGGGUCCGAUGUAUGA
This is a messenger RNA of Saxophila tyrrhenica, 1737 nucleotides long. RefSeq lists its product as uncharacterized. The coding region runs from base 1 to 1737 and encodes 578 amino acids. Gene Ontology annotation, molecular function: transmembrane transporter activity. The record is from RefSeq and is a predicted model, not a curated record. Gene Ontology annotation, cellular component: plasma membrane. The transcript is spliced from 3 exons. NCBI's taxonomy places the organism in Eukaryota, Fungi, Ascomycota, Dothideomycetes, Mycosphaerellales, Extremaceae. Gene Ontology annotation, biological process: transmembrane transport.